UGUGGCGUCAUCUCCUCGCGACGCGGCGCGGCGCCUGCGGGAGAUCUGGGUCAUCGUGGAGGGUCAUCGGCUACAGUGACAGGUUCCCUGUGCGCCCCUGCUUGGCCUGGCCUCAAUUUCCCACCUACUGAGUAAAGUUCUGCACUGCGGGUUUACGAGGUCCCUCCGCCGCCAAGGUGGCGGCCGCAGGUCCUACAUCAGGACCAGUGACUUUCCUACAGCCACCACAGCUCUAAGAGAAAACAAUGCCUUUGGGCAGCCUGCUUGGGUAAGCAUAGUAUUCCAGUCCCCUCAGGCACAUCCCAAGACACCCUAUCCUCUCCUGGAAGGGGCCAUUACCCCCUAACCUCAGUGCUGGAAGGCUUGUUGUGCCCUGAAUCACCCACUGUCGUCUCUGGUUGCUGUCAUACCCUGACAGUGGCUGGCCUGGCAUUUAGUGCCAUCUGGCUCAUCUUCAUCCGUCAGCCAGUCACUGCAUGUCUGUCUGUAGCCUGGUGAGAUACUGUGUUCUGAAGGCAGCCUCUCCUGCACCCCGCCACCUGCACACAUCCUCUUGGAGAGCUGACAGCAGCAGGGCUUCACUUACUCGACUGCGCCGCCAGGCCUAUGCUCGCCUCUACCCUGUGCUGUUGGUCAAGCAGGAUGGCUCCACUCUCCAUAUACGAUACCCGGAGCCACGACGUAUGCUAGCGAUGCCCCUAGACCUGGAUGCCCUGUCUCCAGAAGAACGCCGGGCCCGGUUUCGAAAACGUGAGGCUCAGCUCCAGCAGAAGUGGAAGGAAGAGCCAGAGAUGGUUGACAGUUUUGAUACUGAACGAUAUAAACGGUUUUGGACCAAGACCAAGAAGUAACUGUCAGGGAGUUAUAGCAGCGACAUUUUGUAAGGAUGGAGGGGCAUCUGUAAAGCAUACGUUCUGUAAACCAUG
Molecule: messenger RNA, 926 nt
Organism: Acomys russatus (golden spiny mouse)
Lineage: Eukaryota; Metazoa; Chordata; Mammalia; Rodentia; Muridae
Gene: Mrpl55
Product: mitochondrial ribosomal protein L55
Exons: 3
Coding region: 477-851 (124 amino acids)
Biological process (GO): translation
Cellular component (GO): mitochondrial large ribosomal subunit
Molecular function (GO): structural constituent of ribosome
Source: RefSeq, a predicted model, not a curated record